Messenger RNA from Aspergillus clavatus NRRL 1, 1044 nucleotides. RefSeq lists its product as uncharacterized. The transcript is spliced from 6 exons. Bases 1 to 1044 code for a protein of 347 amino acids. The record is from RefSeq and is a predicted model, not a curated record. NCBI's taxonomy places the organism in Eukaryota, Fungi, Ascomycota, Eurotiomycetes, Eurotiales, Aspergillaceae.
AUGUCUGAGCCACCUCUCCUCCCUCCGUUGGAACAGAUCACGCCAAACAAUCAUGGCGCAACGGUAUCAAUCGUCGCGUUUGUGCUUCUCUCCCCAACUAUACUCACUGUUCUAGCCAAGGUUGCGACGAUGGUAUACUUGAAGCGGUGCUUGCUCUCCGUUGACCUUCCGAUUUGGGCUUGCACAAUAACUGCGUUGAUCCAGAGCAUUCUCAUCCAGCAUGCGGUCGACAACGGCAUGGGGAGGCACCGCGGUGACCUAUCCAGUAGUGCAUUCGAUGCCUACAACAAGUUCAACUACGCUGCUCAGCUGCUCUUCAUCCUCGUGCUCUUCCUCUCCAAACUCUCGACCACCAACCUGAUCGGCGCGAUCAGCCCGAACGAGACUAUCCAGAGAUGGUGCAUGACCACGCACGUCUGCAUGGGCGCUUGGGCAGUACUCGCUGUAUUUGCACUUGCAUUUCAAUGCCAACCCCCAUACUGGGAGUACUCGCCGACUCGUUGCGUAGCAGAGGGUGCUAUCGUCUUUCCCAUUAUGAUCAUCAACAUGAUACUCGACGCGAGCCUCGUGGCGACAUCGACCCUCAUGCUGUGGCAUGUCCAGAUGCCUCGUGUCCAGCGACUGAAGGUUUCUGCGGCAUUUGCGUCGCGCGCAGUAGUAAUUGUACUCGGUGUUAUUCAAUUACUAUACUUGCCCAAGUACCUGCGUUCAGAUGAUCCUACCUUUUUCCCUAACUCAAAGACCCUUAGAGCAAUCAUGAAUUGCAGUAUCAUCACCGCCUGCAUUCCCAGUCUAUACCGAUUUAUCAACAGUCUGGCCCUGGGCACGAACACUGUCUAUGUUGGCGGGACAGAGCUAAGCAGCGGAGCGGGAUUCCAUCGGCCAAAAGCAAGUGCGUCUGGCUCUGGGCGGGUCCGACGAGCAUCCUCGACGCGCCUUGGUUCCUCCAGGGAAAGCAGCAUCUUCACACGAGUUACGACAGUAGGUAACCACGAAGGGUGCGAGACGGAGAGUAUGAGACAUCUGCGAGACGAGGCUGAAUAG